AUGAGCAACACAGGCAACACAGGCAACACGGGCAACAAGAUCGGCGACACCAUCAAAGGCGUUCUCAACGCCGGGCAUGGUGCGGGCGAGACGAUCCGGGGAACGAUCAACCAGACGCUCGACUCUGCCGGCGAAGGGCUUCGUCAGGGUAGCAGCGACACGCACACUGCGCGCGACGCACCCACCGACGGCAAGAGCGCCGACUACGCCGGCAACCACUCGCAGCGCGACGUCACCCAGAACGGCGCCGACGAACUCAAGCGAGGCAUCGACAGCAUCGCCGGCGCCUUUGGCAAGGACAAACCCCACUCGUCAGCCUAG
Moesziomyces aphidis is the source of this 321-nucleotide messenger RNA. The record is from the annotation of a GenBank genome assembly. NCBI's taxonomy places the organism in Eukaryota, Fungi, Basidiomycota, Ustilaginomycetes, Ustilaginales, Ustilaginaceae.